This is a messenger RNA of Capsicum annuum, 2525 nucleotides long. RefSeq lists its product as uncharacterized. NCBI's taxonomy places the organism in Eukaryota, Viridiplantae, Streptophyta, Magnoliopsida, Solanales, Solanaceae. The transcript is spliced from 6 exons. The coding region runs from base 432 to 2204 and encodes 590 amino acids. Gene Ontology annotation, biological process: regulation of asymmetric cell division. The record is from RefSeq and is a predicted model, not a curated record.
UUUUUUUUUUUUUUUCAAUUAUCAAUGGUCGAGUUAGUUUCUGUACAUUCUUAAUUAAUUUCAUAAGAUAUCUAUCCGUUCAUAGCAGUAAUAAGUAGUACUAAAUAAUUCAUCCGCCAAAACUAUGAUAAACGAGAAAAAAAUAUUAAAUAUUUUUGUCUUCGCUUAUGUUAGUUAGGGAUCUGAAUUAGAUAUAACAAAAACAAGAAAGGAUAAACACAAGAAAGGAUAAAUUCUGCUGUUUCCUUACUGCCUGCCUACUGAACUGAGAUCAGCUGAUCUGUUUUUACGUGAAGCAGAAUUUUGUUCUUAAAGGACAAAGAGGAAAAUUCUUCUGAUCCACUUUUAGCCCGGUCUGUGAGCUGUUCAUCGUGAUUACUACUGGAUGUUUGCUUCACAGCUUUUGAGAAUUCUUCAGACUCUACCAGCUGAUGCGAAACAUGAAAGCCGAUAAUCAUCCUCUGUUUAGUGAUUCAACACUAGUCUCUGUGCAUGAUUCUAAAACAUUUGAAUGCAACGACAGCGUCUUUGACACAGCUGAAGAGAAGCCUACCAUGAAGGGAAAUCAGAACGGGAUAUUAAGUCUUUCAAAUGGUUACAAGGAGGAAGAGUGUUUAGGUUUUCCCGCAAAUGACUUCGGAAAUACAAAUGUCCAUGACAAUAGGGAAGACCCUUUGGCAUGCGACGGAAAAGAUGGGAAUGAAUUCUGGAAAGUUCCUGAACUUGGUGACUCUAUAUUCUUUGAUAACAACAAUGAAAUUAAGGCCGUGAGGGAUGAUCGUAACGUGGAGUCCAAGAUAAUCGGUGAAAACAGAAGUGGAAAUCCUUUUGCCUGUGAUAUUCCCUCAAGUGAAACAAAUGAAAUUGUUGCUGCAAGUGUGACGGAUGAUCAAAACGGAGGCUUGUCAAGUAUCAUCCAUACCAAGAGAGGUGGUAAUCCAUUCGAAUGUGAUACAAAAGAUAGAGAUCAGCCAUGGAAUAUUCCCGAAUAUGAGUGCUCCAUGAUCGUUGAUUUCCUUGAUGACCAAGAAAAUGAAAAUGUGGGCUCUGAUUCACCUUUUACCUCUCACUCAGAGUUGUUUGCGAAUAACACACAGUUGUAUUCUGAUAAAGGUUUCAACGAUCACGAGCUGUCUGAAUUGACAGUUUGCUAUAGAGAGAACAACUUAAACAUGGUUAAAGAUAUACGCAUGGAUGAGGGUGUACCUGCAGUAGAUAAAGUUCUAAUUGAAAGCUCGAAGGAUGAUCAACCUAGCACGUUUGUUUCUGUCGAUGCUGAUGAAGAACAUCAGAGCAACACAAGGAAAAGUGUCGAUAUGGGGUCGACCCCUGCAUCUAUAUCACAAGAUUCAUCUUUUGAAGAUGUCAAGAACAUUGCUGUGACUCAUGAUACAGAAAAAGAAGCUACUGGGGUACUUGUUUCAAAUGGUUUCAAGCCUUCCAUAGAGAAUAAUACCAACAAAGAUGCGGAUAGAGAUUCUUAUCUAGAGGAUUUGAUGAUGAUUUUUGGUCCAAAAUGUACUACAAACGGGAAAGCUAUUAACGCAUCAGAAAAACCAUCAUCUCCUAAUACCGUGGUUCGUGUGGAAGAGUCCAAUAUAAAGAAAUCUGAUGGUGAUCAAUCUAUACUGCAACCUGAUCAGGUGCCCAUUGAACAAACUUUGAAAAGCCAAACUGCAGUUUCUGCAGCCGAUGAGACAAGAAACAAGGGUCCUCCAUCUUCCAACUUAACUAGUAUUUUCGACUUCAACCUUACCAAGCCAGAACCAACAAAAAGCGUGGAGGGAGGAGUUGGAAACUUGCCUGAAGGUUCUCACACGUCAAGGGUCAUGUCCGUUCACAAGGAUGGGAAUUCAGAUGAUCAUUCUGCUGCUAGUCAAGUUCAUUUUCCUAAUAAUGCACACCAACAGUCUGUUGAAUCCCAAAAUGUGGCUAAUGGCCAAGGUCAUUUUGCUGACGGAGAGACAAGUUUUUCUGCAGCAGGUGGUCCUGUAUCUGGUUCUAUUACUUACUCAGGACCUAUAUCGUACUCGGGGAGCAUAUCUCUUCGAUCCGAGAGCAGCACAACCAGUGCUAGAUCCUUUGCCUUCCCAGUCUUACAAAAUGAAUGGAACAGCAGUCCAGUAAGAAUGGCAAAGGCGGAUCGGAGGCGUUUACAUAAACACAAGGGUUGGAGGCAGGGCCUUCUGUGCUGUAGAUUCUAAGAUCUUAUGUUUCUUCUAUUUACUAUAAGGUUCUUAGUUAAAGAAUAUAAUACAUAACCAGACAUUAAAUCUUGAAACUUUUUGAGUAUUGUAAGUAUGCAUACAUGUUGAUAUUCUCUUAGGGGUUGGCAUUGCUAUUCUUGGGAAGGUUUUACACUGCUUUGAGUUUGUUUUAGAGGAAGUUAUACAUUUUUAUCCGCUAGUCGAUAUACAUAUAUCGUGUGUGUAUUAUAUAUCUACCGGCUAUUACUUUGGACGGGCGACUAUUUAUGUCAAUUUUCCUUUGUUUUGUUAAAGAAAAUUUCAUUUUUGUUCUCCUUA